AUGGAGGCUGUAUGCAAGGAGAUAGCCAAGGAGACGAUCAAGUUUGGCCCAGGGGAUGAAGAGAAAUGGCGCCUCCUCUUUGAGCCCCUUAUCACCACUGGCCCUGCCAACAUUACAGUUCAUCGCGACCAGCGCUAUGGGCCCGCCUCAAGGAAUCUCCUUGACGUAUUCGUGCCCCCAUUCCCUGACCCUCAUAAACCUGUUCUUCUUUACAUACACGGCGGCGGGUUUACUUCUGGUGACAAGGCCUGGUCACCCAUCGUCUACUCGAAUGUUGGAUUCCACUUUGCCUCGCGUGGCAUAGUCACCGUCGUUGCCAACCAUCAACUUGUACCCGAUGUCGUCUACCCAGGCGGCGCAGAGGACAUUCAAUUAAUCCGUGAAUGGAUCUACAGUGACAUCGCCGAUGAGAAAUUCGGACGGGGCAGCCCCGAAAAGGUCGUGCUGUUUGGCCACAGCUCCGGCGGCGCCCACAUUGCCAUGAACCUGUACGCCGCUGGGGACCCGGAACGACCCCAGCGCCAGGCGCUACACCCACCCGUUGCGGGCGUCAUCUACCUCGACUGCCCCUUCUGGAUGGACACGAGGAAGCCCGGCCGGCAGUUCAGCCUCGGCGCUUACUUUGGAAGCUUCGCCGACGAGGUAUGGUAUCCCAAAGGUCCCCUCGGGCUCUUUGAACGCCUACCAGAUCACUCGCCGGUUCUGGAUAGUCGAAAGCUGCCUGUAUUCCUGGGCACCGUGGAGUGGGAGGUGCCCGAGACGAGCGAGGCGACGAUGCGAUUCUUCAACGCGUACCGGAAGAGGAGUCGGCCGGAGGGGACUCUGCCGCUCAUGAGAGUAUUUCCUGGGCACAAUCAUCUGAGUUGUGUUUUAAGCGUGGGCACGGAAGACGGAUCAGUGAGUGGACCGCUGGAAGAGUUUGUGCUCAACUGCUGCCGGGGUGAGGAGUGA
Cyphellophora europaea CBS 101466 is the source of this 951-nucleotide messenger RNA. RefSeq lists its product as uncharacterized. The transcript has 2 exons. The record is from RefSeq and is a predicted model, not a curated record. Bases 1 to 951 code for a protein of 316 amino acids. Lineage: Eukaryota; Fungi; Ascomycota; Eurotiomycetes; Chaetothyriales; Cyphellophoraceae.